AUGAUCAACGACAAGGAUCCACGGACUAAGCCAGUUAUGUACAUUUCAAUAAAACGUACCAAACGAGCUGGAGAAGCAACCAGUUAUGUACACAAAUUUUAUAUGUAUGAAUUAGAAAGAUAUAUAAAAGAAGGGAAUAUGUUGAAUAAAAGAAACAUGAUUGCAGGUGAUGAAGAAGUGAAGGAAAACAUGGGGUGGAGCCAAGUGAUGGAGGAGGCGACGGUAGCAGCAGCAUUAUGUGGAGCUCGACGAGGAAGAAAACAAGCUGCAAGAGCUUAUGAUGAAGCCGCUUGCUUGCUCCGUGGAGCCAAUACUCGAACAAAUUUCUGGCCUUGUUCCCUAUCUUCAAAAUCAGUUCUUCCUUCAAAGAUCACGAAUCUUCUCUUGCUUCGGCUUAAAGCUAGGAACAAUAAUGUCAAUGCUUCUACUACUUCAAUGGUUACCACUUCGCCUGUUAGCCUGCAGGUUCAAGAAACUGCAAAUGCUAUAGAAGAUCAUACUCGUAACAGCCAGUUUGAUGAUUUCUUCAACGUGCCUGAAGAUUGCACCGUUAAUACUGAAAAUAGUGAUAGUGCUACAUUUACCACUAGUACUACGACGAUUACUAGUGAUUGCAUGAUGGAUUGUUUUAACACAAGUUUCAGUACUUGUGCAGAAGAUAACUGGAGCAACGUUGAUGGCAACAACAAUAGUCAUGAGGAAGAGAAGAAAUUAGAGGGAGAAGUAGUUGAAGAAGAGAUUGAUACGGAAGUGAUGGAUUUUGGAUUUGUUGAUGAUCUAGGGAAAUCUUGUCAUUGUUCUCCAUUUGAGAUAGCGGAGGAGAUUAUGAAGCCAAUGCAUGAGGAUUAUCAAACGAGCUGGAGAAGCAACCAGUUAUGCGGUAGAAUUUCUAGGCUUUAA
Messenger RNA from Pistacia vera, 900 nucleotides. RefSeq lists its product as uncharacterized. NCBI's taxonomy places the organism in Eukaryota, Viridiplantae, Streptophyta, Magnoliopsida, Sapindales, Anacardiaceae. The record is from RefSeq and is a predicted model, not a curated record. The transcript is spliced from 3 exons. The coding region runs from base 1 to 900 and encodes 299 amino acids.